This is a messenger RNA of Diaporthe citri, 1239 nucleotides long. RefSeq lists its product as uncharacterized. The record is from RefSeq and is a predicted model, not a curated record. Bases 1 to 1239 code for a protein of 412 amino acids. Gene Ontology annotation, molecular function: oxidoreductase activity. The transcript is spliced from 7 exons. NCBI's taxonomy places the organism in Eukaryota, Fungi, Ascomycota, Sordariomycetes, Diaporthales, Diaporthaceae.
AUGCGGAACAUCUGCAGUUCUCUCCUACUGCCAUCGCUCCUGAUCGGAGUGAGAGCUGCAGCACUUCAAGCGCCUGUACCUGGGUUCUCGCCGAACAUAGAGAUUGUGCGGAACCCUGUCUAUCCACUCGAUGACGUUGAUAAGCUAGAAGAGGCCACGAUGCCCAAGGUCGAAGAAUGGCUGGACAAGAAGAUUGAGGAUGGAAGUAAUAAUGGCUGUACCAUGGACAACGCUGUGGUACGAAGAGAGUGGAGCGAUAUGUCUGAGACGCAGAGACAAGACUACGUCGCUGCUGUGACGUGCUUGAUGAAGCUACCUCCCACUUCAAACCUUACCAGGUUUCCGGGAGCUCUCAGCCGAUAUGAUGACUUUGUCGCAUAUCACAUGACACACGCUAUGCAACUUCAUGACAACCUCCACCUCUUCGGCGCUCACAAGUAUUUUGUCUGGCUGUUUGAGAAAGCUCUUCGUGACGAGUGUGGUUACACUGGUUACCAGCCGUACAUGAAUUACGACCGUUAUGCGAUUGACCCGUUCAAUUCUCCUUUGCUCAAUGGCAACGCAUCUAGCUUGGGAGGGAACGGUGUCUUUGAACCCACGUACAAGGGUAUUCCGCAGCCUGGACGAACUCCCAACAUAAUCAAGUCGGGAGGUGGUGGAGGCUGCGCCAAGGAGGGACCGUUCUCAGACAUGAUCGUCAGCUUGGGACCAACCUCGACGUCGACGGGAACUAACCUCCCCAAGAACCCGAGAGCCGAUGGCACAGGGCCGAAUCCGCGAUGCCUUCGUCGCGACAUAAAUAAGGAUGCUUUCAUGGGGGCUACGGCAGACCGCGUCUUCAAUCUGCUCACCAAGAGCAAGGAUAUGAACAGUUUUUACAACACGUUGCUCGGCAUGCCGCCACCAAAGAAUGACUCGUAUCCCUGGGGUGUUCACACAGCAGGUCACUAUGUCGCGGCAGUCGACCCAGGUGGUGAUCCCAUGACUUCACCCGGCGACCCCCUUUUCUACUUCCAUCACACCUCCCUCGACCGCAUCUGGUGGAUCUGGCAGAUGCAGGACGUGGACAACCGUUUGUACUCCUUGCCCAACGGAACUAUGCCAAUGAGGCGUCGACGGGCGCCGGACCCUCAGGACGUUAUUGUGGACAUGGAAUGGCUUGGCCCACCGAUCAACCUCUUCGAGACGCAUGACCAGCUAGGUGGGAAUGAUGGAGCUUUCUGCUAUAUCUAUGUUUGA